Tupaia belangeri chinensis (Chinese tree shrew) is the source of this 6453-nucleotide messenger RNA. RefSeq names its product HEAT repeat containing 1 (gene HEATR1). NCBI's taxonomy places the organism in Eukaryota, Metazoa, Chordata, Mammalia, Scandentia, Tupaiidae. Gene Ontology annotation, biological process: maturation of SSU-rRNA from tricistronic rRNA transcript (SSU-rRNA, 5.8S rRNA, LSU-rRNA); positive regulation of transcription by RNA polymerase I. Gene Ontology annotation, molecular function: snoRNA binding. Gene Ontology annotation, cellular component: 90S preribosome; small-subunit processome; t-UTP complex. The record is from RefSeq and is a predicted model, not a curated record.
GAUGCACUGGCCUGGAAGAGCUUCUUGGAAUUGACCCUUCCUUUGAGCAGUUUGAAGCACCGUUAUUCAGCCAGUUAGCAAAAACCUUGGAGCGCAGCGUUCAGACCAAAGCGGUGAACAAGCAGCUGGACGAAAACAUUUCCUUAUUUCUCAUUCACCUGUCCCCUUAUUUCCUGCUCAAACCGGCACAGAAGUGUCUGGAGUGGCUGAUUCACAGGUUCCAUAUCCAUCUUUAUAAUCAGGACAGCCUCAUUGCCUGUGUUCUGCCCUAUCACGAGACAAGGACGUUCGUGCGGGUCGUACAGCUCCUGAGCAUCAGUAAUUCAAAGCACAGAUGGUCCUGGUUGUUGCCAGUUAAGCAAUCCGGAGUGCCCUUAGCCAAAGGCACUUUGAUCACUCACUGCCACAAAGACCUCGGGUUCAUGGACUUCAUCUGUGCUUGGGUGACACAGUCUGUCAAGGUUUUUGCUGAAUGUCAGGGAGGCUCCGCUCAGUUAAGGGUGCUCCUGGCCUUUUAUGCCUCAACCAUCGUGUCUGCCCUGGUGGCCGCUGAAGACAUAUCGGACAACGUCGUCGCCAAGUUGUUCCCGUAUAUCCAGAAGGGAUUGAAAUCGUCUUUACCAGAUUACAGAGCUGCGACAUACAUGAUAAUAUGUCAGAUUGCUGUGAAAGUGACGAUGGAGGAGACCUUCGUGAGUUCUUUGGCAUCACAGGUCAUCAGGACAGUCACCCGGAUCCCCUCUUUGACCAAGGAUGGAUUAGGCUGCCUGACAGUGCUCCUGCAGAGACAGAAGCCGGACUGCCUGGGGAAAAAGCCGUUACCUCAUUUGUGUAAGGUUCCUGAUCUUAUUACGAUACUUCACGGGAUUUCUCAGACUCACGACAUCAGUCCUCUUCUGCGUUACCUGCUUCCCCAUCUGGUCAUCUCCAUCAUUCAUCAUGUCACAGGAGAAGAAGCUGAAGGGGUGGAUGGUCCAAUCUACAAGAGACUCUUGGAAGCUAUACUUACAAAGAUCUCUCUGAAGAAUGACUUAGACCACCUGUUGGCUAGCCUUCUUUUUGAAGAGUAUGUGUCGUACUGUUCCCAGGAAGGAAUUGGGCCUGGCGAAGUGUCUCUGCUUAACGAGCAGUUUCUCCCACUCGUCAGACUUCUGGAAAGCAAGUACCCCAGGACAUUGGACGUUGUGUUAGAGGAACACCUGAAGGAGGUGACCGAUCUUAAAAAACAAGAGCUCUUCCAUCAGUUCAUCUCCCUGUCCAUGGGGGGAGGGAAGUACCAGUUUUUAGCCGAUUCUGACACCUCCUUGAUGCUUAGCCUGAACCAUCCACUUGCUCCCGUGAGACUUCUGGCUGUGAAUCACCUGAAAAGUGUCAUGAAGACAUCAGAGGAGAGUAUUGAUGAGUCUUUUAUAAAAGAAGCUAUUCUGGCCCGAUUGGCUGAUGAUAACAUUGAUGUUGUUUUAUCAGCUGUCAGUGCUUUCGAGAUGUUCAAACAGCACUUUAGCUCCGAAGUGACUGUUUCCAGUCUUCUCCGUCUCUUCCAGAGAGCAGAACUCUCCAAGAUUAGAGACUGGUACACGGUGCUGGAGGUAGCAGCGGGUGUGCUGAUUAGAGAGGAAGUGCUGGGUGGGAGCCACCAGCUGUCCACUCAGGUGGCUGUGCGCCUGCUGCCAUUCAUGGUCAUCAGUAGCAGCGACGUGGAGUCUGCCGAAGUGCAAAUGGCCGUGCAUUUAUCAAAAUCAGGACUCUGCUCUCUGCACCCUUUAUUCAGAGGUUGGGAAGAAGCUCUUGGAAGUGUGAUUAAAAGCACAGCGUCAGGACAGCUGAUUGGUGCAGCAAAUCAGAAGAUGACUCAGGUGCUGGCUGACAAUAUAACGUCAGGAGACCGGCCUUCGAUGCUCCGGCUGGUGGAGGAUUUAAUAAGCGUUGGUGAAAAGGAGUCCUUUAGCCUGAAGCAGAAAGUGACGUCUCAUGUGAUCCUGUCUGUGCUCGUCUCUUGCUGUUCAUCCUUAGAAGAAACUCACUUUCCAUUUGCGAGGAGAGUCUUCGGUUUGUUGCAGAGCAGAGUACGGAAGCUCGAGAGGACCAUCACGGCGGUGGAAAUCCCCGCAGAAUGGCACCUUGAGCUGAUGAAGGACAGCACCUUGCCAGUGGAGCUGUGGGCACAUUACGUGGAGCAGCUCGGCAGGGCCCAAAGGGUCGCGGUGGAGGACUCCGUUUUACUCGUGUUCUCCUUGAAAAGUUUUAUUUAUGCGCUAAAGGCCCCUGCGUCUUUUCCUAAAGAUGCCGUGUGGUGGAAUCCUGAACGACUGCGAGAGGACAGCAGAGAGUACCUGUGCCUGCUCGUCCGGCUCUUCGAGCUGAUUCUCGGUGGCACUGGCGCCGUUCACUUCAGGGUCCUGAUGCGACUUUUCCGACAGGUACAUCUAGAUGGUGUAUUUCAGUUAUUCAAGUUCUUUUCUGUUUUAUGGACCUAUGGCUCCAGCCUUUCAAACCCUCUCAACUGCAGUGUGAACACGGCCCUGCAGACGCAGGCCCUGUACGCGGGCUGUGCCGUGCUCUCCACUCAGCAGACACAGUGCAGACGCCAGCUGGCAUCCCCGUCUUCUCCAGUGGUGCCCUCUCUACUCGUUAACCUGGGAAACCCCACGAAGGAGGUCCGUAGGGCUGCUGUGCACUGUCUCCAGGCCCUCGGUGGGGUGCCGUCCCCCUUUCAUCCCGUGGUAGAUCAUGUAGCUCCUAAGGCAGAGGAAAUCACCUCAGACGCCACCUACGUUGUUCAGGAUUUGGCUACUUUAUUUGAGGAACUGAGAAGAGAAAAGAGACUAAAGUCUUACCAGAAGUUGUCUGAGACGUUGAAAACCCUCCUUCACUGUGUGUAUAGUUGUCCGUCUUACGUUGCCAAAGAUUUGAUGAAAGUGCUUCAGGGAGUCAGCAGUGAGAUGGUGCUUUCUCAGCUGUUGCCUAUGCUUGAACAACUGCUAGAAAAGAUCCAGAAGGAACCCACCGUGGUCCUGAAAGAUGAGGCCGUGGUGUUACAUCUCAUUCUGGGGAAGUAUAAUGAGUAUUCAGCUUCCCUUUUACAUAAGGACCCAAAGAGUCUGGAUAUAUUUAUAAAAGCCGUGCACACAACAAAGGAACUUUACACAGAUCUACCAGCUGUGCAGAUCUCGGCCCUUGAAAAGAUCACGAAACCGUUUUUCGCAGCCAUAGCAGAUGGAGAAGUUCAGCAGAAGCUUUUGCACACAUUGUUCGACUUACUGGUGAACUGUGGAAGCUCACAGUGCGCUCAGGCUGUCAGCAGUGUCUUCAAAGGGAUCUCUGUGAAUGCUGAGCAAAUGAGGGUAGAACUGGAGCCACCCGAUAGAGCCAAGUCCUUGGGUACAGUUCAGCAAACAAGAAGGCAGAAGAUGCAGCAGAAGAAAUUACAAGACGUGGAAUGUGAUCAAGAAGCUGGAGGUUCUUACUGGCAAAGGGUAACCCUCAUCCUGGAGUUGCUGCAGCACAAGAAGAAGCUCAAAAGUCCUCAGAUACUGAUGCCGACACUCUUCAACUUGCUGUCAAGGUGUUUGGAGCCCUUGUCACCAGAGCAGGGGAGCACGGAAUACACCAAACAGUUGAUUCUCAGUUGUCUGCACAGCAUCUGCCAGAAACUCUCUCCCGAUGGUGGCAGACUGCCCAGAGAUGUCUUAGAUGAGGAGAAGUUCAACGUGGAGCUGAUAGUUCAGUGCAUCCGCCUUUCAGAGAUGCCACAGACCCAUCACCAUGCCCUUCUACUUCUGGGUGCUGUUGCUGGAAUAUUUCCGGACAAAGUUCUGCACAACAUUAUGUCUAUUUUUACAUUCAUGGGAGCCAAUGUCAUGCGCCUGGAUGAUACUUACAGUUUCCAAGUCAUCAGUAAGACAGUGAAAAUGGUUAUCCCAGCACUUAUUCAGUCUGACCGUGGAGACUCGGUGGAAGUCACCAGGAGUGUUGAAGCCGUCGUGGUGAAAAUCAUCGGCGUGUUCGUGGAUGCUCUGCCUCACGUUCCAGAGCACAGGCGCCUGCCGAUCCUCGUUCAGCUUGUCGAGACCCUAGGUGCAGAAAAGUUCCUCUGGAUUCUGCUCGUCCUACUUUUUGAACAGUAUGUCACUAAGACAGCGCUGGCGGCUGCCUGUGGAGAAAAGGAUGCUAUUUUAGAGGCAGACACUGAGUUUUGGAUCUCCGUCUGCUGUGAAUUUAGUGUCCAGCAUCAGACGCGCAGUUUGAUGAACAUCCUCCAGUACUUAAUGAAGCUGCCAGAGGAGAAAGACGAACCCGUUCCCAGAGCAGCACCCAGUAAGGCUGAGUCUCAGGAAGAGCCCCUGCAGGUCUUCAGUGUUGACACGCACACCAGCAAGCAGCUGCGGCAUUUUAAGUUUUUGUCAGUGUCCUUCAUGUCACAGCUCCUGGCUUCUAAGAGUUUUCUUAAAAAGGUCGUGGAGAGUGGCGGUCCUCAGACGUUCAAAGGCCUUGAGCAGAGGCUGCUGGAAGUGGUGCUCAGCUACAUCGUCGCUGUGGCGCAGUCCAUGGACAAGAAUGCAGACGCGCUGAGCGUGAAGUUCUGGCGGGCGCUGCUCAGCAAAGCCUAUGACGUGCUUGAUAAGGUCAAUGCCUUGCUGCCCAUAGAAACAUUCAUCCCUGUGAUUCGAGGGCUGGUGAGCAAUCCUCUACCCUCUGUUCGCCGAAAAGCAUUGGACCUUUUGAAUAACAAGCUCCAGCAGAACAUCGGCUGGAAGAGGAGAACAGUUCACCGUUUCCUAAAACUAGUUCCAGUCCUGUUGGCCAUUGUGCAGCCAAAGAAAAAGGAGGUGGAAGAACAAGCAGUAAACAGGCAGACAGCUUUGUAUACACUGAAGCUUUUAUGCAAGAAUUUUGGUGCAGAGAACCCAGAGCCUUUUGUCCCAGUGCUGGCCGCUGCAGUGGCACUGAUUGCUCCAGAAAGAAAGGAAGAGAAGAACGUGCUGGGGAGCGCCCUGCUGUGCAUAGCGGAGUCGGCUUCCACCCUGGACGCGCUGGCCAUCCCACAGCUUCCCAGCCUGAUGCCAUCGUUGCUGACAACGAUGAAGAACAGCCGUGAGCUGGUCUCCAGCGAGGUCUACCUGCUCAGCGCCUUGGCUGCCCUGCAGAAGGUGGUGGAGACUCUGCCGCACUUCCUCAGCCCCUACCUGGAGGGCGUUCUGUGCCAGGUGAUACACUUGGAGAAAACCACCAGCGAGAUGGGUGCUGCCUCCCAGGCUCACAUCCGUCUCACGUCUCUGAAGAAGACUCUGGCUACCACUCUCGCACCCCGAGUCUUAUUGCCAGCCAUCAACAAAACCUACGAGCAGAUCGAGAAGAGCUGGCAGAGCCACAUGGGUCCAUUCAUGAGCAUCCUGCAGGAGCACAUUGGGGCCAUGAAGAAGGAGGAGCUCACCUCCCAUCAGUCUCUGCUGACCGCAUUCUUCUUGAGGGCCCUGGACUUCCGAGCACAGCACUCCGAGUACGACCUAGAAGAAAUUGGGAAAACAGAAGGUUGUAUCGUGGACUGUCUCGUAGCCAUGGUUGUAAAGCUGUCCGAGGUCACGUUCAGACCCCUGUUCUUCAAGCUCUUCGACUGGGCCAGGACAGAAGACGCCCCAAAGGACAGGCUGUUGACGUUUUACAACCUGACGGAUUGCAUUGCUGACAGACUGAGGGGGCUCUUCACUCUGUUCGCUGGCCACUUAGUAAAGCCCUUUGCAGACACCUUGAAUCAGGUGAACAUCUCCAAAACAGAUGAAGCAUUUUUUGACUCUGAAAAUGACCCUGAAAAGUGCUGCCUGCUCCUGCAGUUCAUUUUGAACUGUUUGUACAAGAUCUUCCUCUUCGACACCCAGCGUUUCCUAAGUAAAGAGCGAGCCGAGGCCUUGAUGACACCGCUGGUGGAUCAGCUGGAGAACAGACUUGGAGGAGAGGUGCGGUUCCAGGAGCGGGUGGCCACGUACCUGGUGCCGUGCAUUGCGCAGUUCUCCGUGGCUGUGGCUGACGACUCCCUCUGGAAACCACUGAACUACCAGGUUCUGCUCAAGACCAGAGACUCCUCGCCCAAGGUUCGCUUUGCUGCUUUGAUUACUGUGUUAGCGCUGGCUGAGAAACUGAAGGAGAAUUACAUCGUCCUACUUCCAGAAUCUAUUCCUUUCUUAGCAGAAUUAAUGGAAGAUGAAUGUGAAGAAGUGGAGCUCCAGUGCCAGAAGACCAUCCAGCAGCUGGAGGGCAUCCUGGGGGAGCCGCUGCAGGGCUACUUCUGACACAGCCCAGAGUGCAGGUCUCCCAUCCAUGGGUUUAUCUUGGGGUGUUCGGAACCAUGUUCCUUUUGGUGCCUUAACACCCACUUGGACUACUUAUAAAACACCCACGUCUGUGCUCCUGCGGAAGCCUCUCCUAUGGUUACAAAGAAUAAAUGUUUUAUACAGA